This is a messenger RNA of Folsomia candida, 1085 nucleotides long. RefSeq names its product sideroflexin-1. Gene Ontology annotation, biological process: serine import into mitochondrion; monoatomic ion transport. Bases 1 to 1014 code for a protein of 337 amino acids. NCBI's taxonomy places the organism in Eukaryota, Metazoa, Arthropoda, Collembola, Entomobryomorpha, Isotomidae. Gene Ontology annotation, cellular component: mitochondrial inner membrane. The record is from RefSeq and is a predicted model, not a curated record. The transcript has 9 exons. Gene Ontology annotation, molecular function: monoatomic ion transmembrane transporter activity.
AUGACACUCAGCGAAGACCUCGAGAAAAAAGUGGCGUCUAUAAUUAGCCAAUUCGAGAAGACGAAAAGGAUCGAAAUAGACAAGCCACGCUGGGAUCAGUCCACUUACUGGGGUCGAGUGCGUCACUUCUGGGUGAAAACUAAUCCCCUAAACAUCCUCUACACGGACAAAGAGCUCGACUACGCGAAGGACAUCGUGACUCGGUACCGAAAUGGGGAAAACAUCGCAAACCUGGACGAGGACGAACUUUGGAAGCAAAAGUACAUUUACGACUCCGCAUUUCACCCGGACACGGGAGAAAAGACUUUCAUCCUGGGGAGAAUGUCAGCCCAGGCUCCGAUGAACAUGCUCAUUACCGGAUUUAUGCUCACCUUCUACAAGACGCUUCCAGCCAUCCUGUUUUGGCAGUGGUUCAACCAGUCGUUCAAUGCGAUGGUCAAUUAUUGCAACCGGAGCGGUACUGAAGAGCUCGGAAAUUCCCAAAUUAUGAAAACUUACGCGGCUGCCACUUCCGGUGCAAUUUUCACAGCGGUUUCCCUCAACCAAAUGGCACAUAGAUUUCCUCCAGUUGUGGGGCGCCUAGUGCCUUUUACCGCAAUAGCAGCCGCAAAUGCAGUGAAUCUACCAUUAUCCAGGCAAAAUGAGAUCAAACACGGAAUGAAAAUCAUGGACGCGAACGGUGUUACUUUGGGCUAUUCGAGCACAACGGCGAAAAUUGGGAUUUCUCAAGUCGUACUUUCUCGUAUCUUGAUGGCAGUCCCUUCAAUGGUGACCAUUCCAUUGUUCAUGAAUCGCUUGGAGAGGUCCGGCUUCCUCAAGCGGUACCCCAGAUUCCCCCUGCCGUUUCAGGUCGCCGCGUGUGGAGCCAUCCUGACUUUUUCUACGCCAUUCUGCUGUGCUAUUUUCCCACAAAUCUCGUCCAUCUCGGUGUCAUGGCUGGAGCCAGAAUUACAGGAAAAACUGAAAGCAAUGGCGAAUCCGCCCACAAAAGUGUAUUACAACAAAGGAUUAUAAUAACGAUUCUAUAUGUUCACAUAUAAAUAUCUAUAUUUACAAGUCUCUGGACCGAGCUUACUCAAAUUAUG